GGCAAGACAUUAAAUCCAACCUCCCUCCAUCCAGACGCAGCGCGCGGCCCAUCAACCUGAUCUGAAGAUCGAAAAUAGGAGGGCUUAUAGUAAUCAGCCCUUCAGACUCCCAUGACAAGGAAAAGUGUGGAAGCGUCGUGGGAGCGCACACAGCAGGACGCUCAGUGGCGUUGCGCGCUCAGCACAUAACCAACCAGAGAGCGCACAGACUGAGACAGACUCGGGGACGGCGGCGGCGGCGGCGGCAGCAGCAUCCCGUGACGGAUGCAUUUUUUCGCAAAAAGCGGACGCUCUGGAGACUGAAUACUGAGAACGGGACAGGGGAUAACGCCGUGCUUUUUUGGAGGGAUUUGAACCCAGUGCCGUUGCGCCUUUGUCUUCUCCGGAUGCUCAGAAAUGGGGGAAUGGACUAUACUAGAGAGGCUCCUGGAGGCUGCUGUCCAGCAGCACUCUACUAUGAUAGGAAGGAUCCUACUAACAGUGGUGGUGAUCUUCCGGAUUCUUAUCGUAGCAAUAGUUGGAGAGACUGUCUAUGAUGACGAGCAGACCAUGUUUGUUUGUAACACCUUACAACCGGGCUGCAACCAGGCAUGCUACGACAAGGCAUUUCCCAUUUCACAUAUUAGAUAUUGGGUUUUUCAGAUCAUCAUGGUUUGCACCCCGAGUCUUUGUUUUAUCACGUACUCGGUGCAUCAGUCGGCCAAGCAGAAGGAGCGGCGGUACUCCACAGUCUAUCUGACACUAGAUAAGGAUCAAGAUUCACUGAAGCGCGACGAGAGCAAAAAGAUAAAGAACACCAUUGUAAACGGAGUACUUCAGAACACGGAGAACUCCACCAAAGAAGCCGAACCGGACUGUUUAGAAGUCAAAGAGAUCCCUAAUUCGGCCAUGAGAACUACAAAGUCCAAAAUGAGGCGACAAGAGGGCAUCUCCAGGUUUUACAUCAUCCAGGUGGUUUUCAGAAACGCGCUGGAAAUAGGCUUUUUGGUGGGUCAGUAUUUCUUAUACGGAUUCAACGUCCCGUCGGUGUACGAAUGUGACCGCUACCCCUGCAUAAAAGAUGUCGAGUGCUACGUCUCCAGACCAACGGAGAAGACAGUGUUCCUGGUUUUCAUGUUCGCGGUCAGUGGCUUUUGUGUGGUGUUGAACCUGGCAGAACUCAAUCAUUUGGGCUGGAGGAAAAUCAAAACGGCCGUACGGGGUGUGCAGGCUCGGCGAAAGUCCAUUUAUGAGAUCAGAAAUAAGGACUUGCCAAGAAUGAGUGUGCCGAAUUUUGGUCGCACUCAAUCCAGUGACUCUGCUUAUGUGUAAGAGGAGGACGGAGUCACAUCAGAACAUGUAAAGAGUCAAAAACCAUGAUGAUGGACAUGAUGGACAGCUCCGCACGCCUAAUUCGUGUCAUGACUUAAAGAGUGGGCAGAUUUUUUUUUUCUUUCUUUUUUUUUUAUUUCUUUAUCUUUUAAGGACUCCAUGGCAAGCGUGGAUUACACGUUUGUUUACUUAUUUAUUAUUGCACUAAUGCAACUUUUUAUUAGUAACGUUUAUACUCUGUAUGAAACGGAGGCCAUGUUAAAAACGUGUUCACAUAUUUACUCUUUGUGGGCUGUUCCGAUGUACUUGAAGAGAGUAAAUGCAAAAAUUGCACUAAGAGGUGAACACUUGAGAGCCUGACCUUAUCCAAAAUGUGCUGACGGUGUUUAUAAGACAUGUUUUUCCACCUAAUUUUGGCACCAACCUAAUUAAAUGUCACCAGUGGUUAAAGGACAAAUCUACCAUCCAGAUUUCUACAGAUAUAUAAAUCCUAACUGACUCUGGUAGUUCAAAUACAUCAGCGUAUAAUUCAUGUUUUUUUUUUUGUUGCCUGUGUUGCACCACUUACCUUAACAUAAUAUGUAACCAUUCCAUUGCUUUAUAGCUGACUUGCAAAACAGUAUCUGGUGAAUUUGCUGCAAACGCUAACGUCUGUGACUUCCUUAAUUUAUGACACACCAAAGCGCCCACUGCUUUUAUUUGUGAAGUGUUUUCUUGCUUUUGUGUAAUCAAGUGCCAUACUUGUAUAUAAACAUAAUAUAUAUGUAUACAUAUAAAUAUAUAAAUAUAUAAUAAUCAUCAUGAAAGCUGAUUCCCUGCUUGGAUUAUGCUAAAUGCCGCCCAAUAUAUAUUUUUUUUUUUAAAGAAAAUUUUAUUUCAAUGUAUUUGUUGUGAUUUAAAUGACAAAAAAGAUAUACAGUUUUCUCUUUUUUUUUGCAAAUGACUGGAAAAAGAAAUGAAGUGCUAGUCUUUUUUAUAUACAAGAAAGAAAUGUCUCUUCCCAAUCAAGGCUGAUCGAAACUGAAAAUAGCACAAAUUGACAUUUUUAUCAAAGAACGGGCAAUAAAAAUCUGCUCUGGUGCUACAGUUUUUCAUAGAAUGGUUUUAAAUGUAACCGACACAGACCAGGAAAAAAAAAAACCAAAACAACAAACAUCUUUUUUUUUUUUCUGUCUAAAAUAAAAGUGGGAUUCAUGUACACCAGAAGUGUGUGAGGUGCGGUACUUGUGUGUCUGCUGCUGUAGCUUGUGUUGACUGACCUACCAUACAGAAGGAGAAGUGUAUCCAGUCACUUGGUGCAGUGAAGAUGUUAGCCACACCCACUGUGCA
Messenger RNA from Sphaeramia orbicularis (orbiculate cardinalfish), 2640 nucleotides. RefSeq names its product gap junction protein delta 2b (gene gjd2b). Gene Ontology annotation, cellular component: connexin complex. Gene Ontology annotation, molecular function: gap junction channel activity. The record is from RefSeq and is a predicted model, not a curated record. The transcript is spliced from 2 exons. Gene Ontology annotation, biological process: cell-cell signaling. NCBI's taxonomy places the organism in Eukaryota, Metazoa, Chordata, Actinopteri, Kurtiformes, Apogonidae. The coding region runs from base 397 to 1311 and encodes 304 amino acids.